Messenger RNA from Varanus komodoensis (Komodo dragon), 4053 nucleotides. It is a transcript of the gene GSPT1, whose product is annotated as G1 to S phase transition 1. The transcript is spliced from 15 exons. Gene Ontology annotation, cellular component: translation release factor complex. Gene Ontology annotation, biological process: translation. Lineage: Eukaryota; Metazoa; Chordata; Lepidosauria; Squamata; Varanidae. The record is from RefSeq and is a predicted model, not a curated record. Gene Ontology annotation, molecular function: GTPase activity; translation release factor activity; GTP binding. The coding region runs from base 363 to 2282 and encodes 639 amino acids.
CCGACGCUCUGGCGCGCGCCUUCUCGGGAGUUGUAGUCCUCACCUGUAGAGGCAGCCCGCGCUGAGCAAGGGCACGUUAGGCGAGCAGAGAACUACCAAGAUGGAGCCGAGCCGCUGAGUCUGCGGGGAAAGGGAAGAGGCGUACGGCAGCUCGAGGAGGCCAUACUGCGUCGGGCGGUGGGGCGCACGCGGAGUGGUUGGAGCGAGUGCUGAGUCGGGGUCGCCCCGCGGCUGCUGCGUUCCGGGCCGCGCCGAGCCCGCUGCGCCCCCGCCCGCAUCUUACGCCCCUUCCCUCUUCCCCCGCCUGAACGCCGGGAGCCGCUUCGGAGGCGCAGAGGCUUGUGGGGGGGUGGGAACACAAAAUGGAGGCGAACGGCAGCGGGAGCAGCAGCGACUCGGCUCCCGACUGCUGGGACCAGGCGGACAUCGAGCCGGGCAGCGGCCCUGCCGGCUCCGGAGCUUCCGCGGCGGCCUCCGCCACCGCCCCCGAGGACGCGACGAGCCCGGCCCAGCUCGACGCCGACGAGCAGCUGCUGGGCGCGGCCUUCAGCCGGCACCUCAACGUCAACGCCAAGCCCUUCGUGCCCAAUGUCCACGCCGCCGAGUUCGUGCCGGCCUUCCUGAGGGGGAGCCCCGCGGGCCCGGCUUCCGCGCCGGGCCUGGCGCCGCCGUCUUCGCCGCCGCCGGGCCUGCCUCCCCCAACGCUGCCUCACGGGGCAUCUGCAGAAUCUUCACUAGAGGAACAUCCAUCAUCUUGUGAAGGGCUGAAUGCUGCUGUCAGUAUGGACAUCUCCGAACCAGUUGUAGAAAACGGAGAAACAGAAAUGUCCCCUGAAGAAUCAUGGGACCACAAAGAAGAAGCCAUUGAACCUGAACUAACAAGCGGGCCUUCGGGAGAUGCAGGACCUAUUGAGGAGGGUACCCAGGAAAUGAUGGAGGAAGAGGAGGAGUUGCCAAAACCCAAAUCCAUGGUCGCACCCCCAGGUGCACCCAAAAAAGAGCAUGUUAACGUCGUAUUCAUUGGGCAUGUAGAUGCUGGAAAAUCAACAAUUGGAGGACAAAUAAUGUAUUUAACAGGCAUGGUUGAUAAACGAACACUGGAAAAAUACGAAAGAGAAGCUAAAGAAAAAAACAGAGAAACCUGGUACCUUUCCUGGGCCUUAGACACAAACCAGGAAGAACGGGACAAAGGUAAAACUGUGGAGGUGGGACGCGCUUAUUUUGAAACAGAGAAGAAACACUUCACAAUUUUAGAUGCUCCGGGUCAUAAAAGCUUUGUUCCAAAUAUGAUUGGCGGUGCUUCUCAAGCUGAUCUAGCUGUGUUGGUUAUCUCUGCAAGAAAAGGAGAAUUUGAAACUGGCUUUGAGAAAGGCGGGCAAACGAGGGAGCAUGCCAUGUUAGCAAAAACAGCAGGUGUAAAGCAUUUAAUAGUUCUUAUUAAUAAAAUGGAUGAUCCAACUGUGAACUGGAGCACUGAACGGUAUGAAGAAUGUAAAGAGAAACUGGUGCCAUUCUUGAAGAAAGUGGGCUUCAAUCCAAAAAAGGAUAUUCAUUUCAUGCCCUGUUCGGGACUGACUGGAGCAAACCUCAAGGAGCAGUCGGACUUCUGUCCCUGGUAUAUCGGACUACCUUUUAUUCCAUAUCUGGAUAACUUGCCAAACUUCAACAGAUCAGUUGAUGGACCAAUCAGGCUGCCAAUUGUUGAUAAAUAUAAGGAUAUGGGUACGGUGGUUCUGGGAAAGCUGGAAUCAGGCUCUAUCUGCAAAGGACAGCAGCUUGUGAUGAUGCCAAACAAGCACAAUGUGGAAGUCCUUGGGAUCCUCUCUGAUGAUGUUGAAACGGAAUCCGUCGCUCCAGGUGAAAAUCUGAAGAUCCGGCUGAAAGGAAUCGAAGAGGAGGAGAUCCUCCCAGGGUUUAUCCUCUGCGAUCUUAAUAAUCUGUGUCAUUCAGGACGCACUUUUGACGCUCAGAUAGUGAUAAUUGAGCACAAAUCUAUCAUCUGCCCCGGCUACAAUGCGGUGCUGCAUAUUCACACCUGUAUUGAAGAAGUUGAGAUCACAGCCUUAAUUUGUCUGGUAGACAAAAAAUCAGGAGAGAAAAGCAAAACACGGCCCCGUUUUGUCAAACAAGAUCAAGUUUGCAUUGCUCGUUUAAGGACGGCAGGAACCAUCUGCCUUGAGACAUUCAAAGACUUCCCUCAAAUGGGUCGUUUCACCUUAAGAGAUGAGGGUAAGACCAUUGCAAUUGGAAAAGUUCUGAAGUUGGUUCCAGAGAAGGACUAAGCCUUGUUUUUGAUAAGCCUGCACAAAUACUGUGAGGAUUAAAAAAAAAAGGACUCUGCAAAAGCCUACUUCACAUCGCCUUCUUAUUUUCUUCCCCUUGAUAACCUCCCUAUAUUUUGCAAAGAUGAAAUUCCACAGCAAAGGUCCACAUUCUGUCAGCUUUCUCAUAUUGAGAGCUCUGCUAUGCCACUGUUGAAUUUCUCCCCAAGUUUUUUUCCCCUCCUCCUAAAUUCUGCUUCCUUGGAAAGAUUUGGCAAUAGCUUUGUAAGUGAUGUGGACACAAUUGCCUAGAAUUAUGAAAAAUCUAUAGGAUUUCUGUUUAAUUCCCCCUUCCCCCAGCAUAUUGAAACAUUUUUCAAGGCAGAUCAUUCGGAGUGUGCGAGCGAGUGUGCGUGCACAUGUUACAAAGACAAUUACCAUGUUAAUAAACUAUUCAAUUUGAAAUCUUUUUUGGUAUCUUAAUUGCUUUUGAAUAAUGUUUUUAUCCAGAUAUAACAUCUGUUGCAUUAGCUUUUAACUUGCCAAGUAAUCUGAAUAUUCAAUUACUUAGGGUUUUCUAAAACCAAACUCUUCCCUUUGCCAACUCCCCGACCAAGUUUUAAAUGAAGCAAUUAGACAAUUGACAAAAUUUGUACUAAAGAAACUUUCUUUUGCCCUUUCCUUCUGGUGGUUUAAAAAAAAAAAAGAUCUUAAAUAUGUUCAUGCAAGUAUGGUACUAUUUAAUUAGUGUUGCAUCAUUUUAUAUAUGUAUGCCUAAACAAUUAUGUUGACUUUGUGUGCGCGCGCGUGUAUAUAUAUAUAUAAAUAAUAUAUAUAUGCAAAAUCAACUUAAUAUAAUUGUUUAGGCACGGGGCAAUCUGGAUCUUCCUACUGUGUCUUGGAGUACAUCAUCAAUUCUUCCUGGCAGAAAACACUAGCCUAUAAAAUUAGUAGGACUGUUACAUGACAACUCUGGCAAUAACACUGGUACGCAACGAUCAGUCUGAAAACUGAGCUCAAGUAUCAGUUUAUGAUUAAAAACAAACGUCCUCAGUUCGUUCUGUCUAACUCGGAAGACUGGUAAAUUUUGCAGGUGGGCGGGGGUUGAGAGACAGAGAAAUUUGAAUGGAGCCAAAUAGGCUGCGGGCGAGUGGCCAGUGGCCAGUGCCCACCGCCAGCAGCAAGAGGUUGGCCCCUUGACAAGUACUUCUCUUUAAUCAUAAAGGUUUGCGCAUUAAAAUUGAGCAUAGAAUCAAGCACAGGUUAUAGAUUGCUGCAUAUCAGAGCUAUUUAAGCUAGAGGAAAUCAGAAGUGAAUAACGGGACUUUAGGUUGGCAGAGCAAGGACAAGGCCGCCAACACACGCUUGGCUUGUAGGCUAAAGUGUGAGAGGUGUGUUGUUGCUAUGGAAAGGAGGGAGACAGUCGAAAGGGAGCUGUGACGAUACUCCAGAGCAAUUUUCUUACUGGGUUGGUAGAGAAGGCUGAUUUAAGAGAUUGUUUAAAAUGCUUCUCCAAUUGAAUCCUUUGCAAUUGUAUGUUCGAGCGCGUAAUGUGCCCUUUGCCCCGCAAAGUCUACAGUCCUGUGACAGUCUCACGUCACACCAUUCUAAAUUUGAAAACAUCUGGCCCUUUUCUUUUUUGUUUCUUUGUAUCUGUGGAACUCGCAUCCAUUUCAUGUAAGGCUACAUUGUAUGGACGAAGCAAAGUUUAUUGUCCUUCAGUUUCAUAUGACUACACUUGUAGCUACCGUAAUGCAUGAAAAAUUUAAAUAAAUUUUAUUAUGUCUGCAAA